Myxocyprinus asiaticus (Chinese sucker) is the source of this 917-nucleotide messenger RNA. Its product is annotated as histone H2A-like. The coding region runs from base 222 to 608 and encodes 128 amino acids. Lineage: Eukaryota; Metazoa; Chordata; Actinopteri; Cypriniformes; Catostomidae. The transcript has a single exon. The record is from RefSeq and is a predicted model, not a curated record. Gene Ontology annotation, cellular component: nucleosome. Gene Ontology annotation, molecular function: protein heterodimerization activity; structural constituent of chromatin; DNA binding.
UUUUACAUUAGCCUCUUUGGAGUUAAACAUGCUGCAAGGCUCUCGUCAUCAGAAAGAGGGAGGAGUUUAGAGUUUGGAGGGAAGUGCUGUGAUUGGUUAGAAUGUUUUUCAGACUCGAGCCAAUGGGCGACUGACAGUCUCCUUUAAAUACUGGAACCAGAGCCUCAUAAACAAUUUUCUGCUUUUAUUUGAUUUGUUGAAAUUGUACUUCGAACUUCACAAUGAGCGGCAGAGGUAAAACCGGCGGUAAAGCUCGUGCGAAGGCUAAAACUCGUUCAUCCAGGGCAGGACUGCAGUUCCCCGUCGGUCGUGUGCACAGACUGCUCCGCAAAGGAAACUACGCUGAGCGUGUUGGUGCCGGUGCUCCUGUUUAUCUGGCCGCUGUGCUCGAGUAUCUCACUGCCGAGAUCCUGGAGUUGGCCGGGAACGCCGCUCGGGACAACAAGAAGACUCGUAUUAUUCCCCGUCACCUGCAGCUGGCAGUGCGGAACGACGAGGAGUUGAACAAACUCUUGGGUGGGGUGACCAUCGCUCAGGGUGGUGUGCUGCCCAACAUUCAGGCUGUGCUGCUGCCCAAGAAGACCGAGAAACCCGGCAAGACCAAGUAAACGGACUCCAGUCUGUUUAAACCCAAAGGCUCUUUUAAGAGCCACACACUUGAACUAAUAAGAGUGACUUGUUCUUAUGUUUUAAUGCAAAAUAAAAACUACAUAUAAAAGUAGCACAACUCCGCAGAGAUAUAUGUAAUGAAAGACUACAAGAUCUGUUUCUCAAAUAAUGUGCAGCCUUAAACACGUGAAAUCAAACGUGCAUGAAGCAACACAUGAUCAAUCAAGUGGUUUUUCAGUCGUUAAUUUUGGCUCUAAAGUACAGAUGGCGUUACUAAUCAAGCAGGUGUGUAAUGGUGGUUGUUAAUA